Racocetra fulgida is the source of this 810-nucleotide messenger RNA. NCBI's taxonomy places the organism in Eukaryota, Fungi, Glomeromycota, Glomeromycetes, Diversisporales, Gigasporaceae. The record is from the annotation of a GenBank genome assembly.
AUGUCAGAAGAUUAUGCAAAAAAAGGAAUCUCAAAUAAUUACCUCCGAAUUAAUGCAGUUCUUUUACAAAUAAAACAUCUCUUGGAACAACAUCACAAGUCUCUAAAUGAAUACGAUCUUCUUCCACUUACUUCAUCAGAUAAUAAUCCAAACGAAUUACCAAAAUUGUUAUUUAGUGAAUUAAAUAUUCCAGUAACUGACGAGGAUCUUGCAAAAAUCGAAUUGUUGAAUGAAAAUCAAAAAUUAGUAUAUAAUAUUGUUAUAGAACGUAUUGAAAAAAACCAACCUGCAACUAUAUUUGUAGAUGGAUCUGCAGAAGCCCUGGACCGAACUCUGAAAGACAUAAUGGAAUGUAACAACCCAUUUGGUGGAAAAGUAAUUGUGUUUGGGAGAGAUUUCCACCAAAUUUUACCUGUAAUACUGAAAGGAAGUCAUACACAAAUUGUAAAUGCUACUCUAAAAUCUUCAACAUUAUGGUCUAACAUGGAAAUUUUCUACCUUAACCAAAAUAUGCGAGUAGAAGACGAUCUAGAAAGUAAUAAUUUUAAAGACUUCUUAAUAAGAAUAGGAAAUGGAACUGAAAAAACUAUCGGUGAUGACAUGAUCCGUAUUCCUGACAAUAUGAUAAUUAAGUGGCAUGACGAAGAAUCUUUACAGACACUUAUAAAGUCAACAUAUCCAUCUCUCCAAACCCAAUUUUUAGAUAGCUCUUAUUUCACUGACAAAAUCAUACUUACUACCAAAAAUGAACAUGUAGAUUACAUUAACAAUAUAAUACUAGAAAAUUACCAGGAGAUUGCGCAACAUACC